Messenger RNA from Colletes gigas, 841 nucleotides. RefSeq names its product NKAP family protein CG6066. Gene Ontology annotation, biological process: regulation of gene expression. Bases 91 to 828 code for a protein of 245 amino acids. Gene Ontology annotation, cellular component: nucleus. The record is from RefSeq and is a predicted model, not a curated record. Gene Ontology annotation, molecular function: chromatin binding. Lineage: Eukaryota; Metazoa; Arthropoda; Insecta; Hymenoptera; Colletidae. The transcript has 4 exons.
UUAAGUGAUAGGUCUAUUCUGUACUUCAUCUGUGUAUGAACGAACCUACUGACAUAAAUUUUGUUUGUAAACAAGAGGAAAAAAUUUACGAUGGAUGCACGAAGACGAGACAGAGAACAAAUUGGGUUAUGUGGGGUUGACAGAAUUUGGGGUAAAUCGCCAACACGAAUCGAAGAUUCCGAUGAAGAUGACGAGUUUCAUAAAUAUAAGGAUAGCAUUAUACUGAAAGAUAGGAAAAGGAAACAUGAGAUGAAGAAGAAGAAAAGUAAAAAACUAAAAAAGGAGAAGAAAGCCAAAAAGGAAAAAAAGAAAAAGCGCAAGAAAAAGAAGAAAAAGUCAGACAGUAGUUCUGGUAGUGAUUCUGAAGAAUUAGAAUGGGUAGAAAAGAAUGGAUCCAAUGACAAAGCAAAAGUUAAGAGAGGAUCCAGUUCAGAUGAUAGUGGCGAUGAGAGCAUAUUAGGUCCAGUUCAGAAACCACAUGUCACAUUGUCUGCUAAAGACUUUGGUAAGGCUCUUUUACCAGGAGAAGGUGCUGCCAUGGCUGCAUACGUGGCAGAAGGAAAACGUAUUCCUAGAAGAGGUGAAAUUGGUUUGACAUCUGAAGAAAUUGCUUCCUAUGAAUCUGUUGGCUAUGUUAUGAGUGGCAGCAGACAUCGACGAAUGGAAGCUGUCCGUAUUCGUAAAGAAAAUCAAAUUUAUUCUGCUGAUGAAAAACGCGCGUUAGCCAUGUUUAGUAAAGAAGAACGACAAAAACGAGAGAAUCUCAUUUUGGGGCAAUUUAGAGAAAUGGUUAACCAGAAAUUAGCACAGGAGCAAAAGAACAAAUGAUAUAAUUGUUUUA